Harpia harpyja (harpy eagle) is the source of this 2374-nucleotide messenger RNA. RefSeq names its product PARN like ribonuclease domain containing exonuclease 1 (gene PNLDC1). The record is from RefSeq and is a predicted model, not a curated record. Bases 25 to 1617 code for a protein of 530 amino acids. NCBI's taxonomy places the organism in Eukaryota, Metazoa, Chordata, Aves, Accipitriformes, Accipitridae. Gene Ontology annotation, cellular component: cytoplasm; endoplasmic reticulum. The transcript is spliced from 19 exons. Gene Ontology annotation, molecular function: RNA binding; poly(A)-specific ribonuclease activity. Gene Ontology annotation, biological process: nuclear-transcribed mRNA poly(A) tail shortening.
CACAGGGCAGCGCGGGGGCCGGCGAUGGAGGUGGGGGCGGCGGACUUCCAGCGGGGCCUGCCGCGCCUGCGGGGCCGCGUCCGCCGCGCCGCCUUCCUGGCCCUUGAUAUGGAGUUUACUGGCUUACAUUCAACUUUCCCACAAAAUAACCAGCCCAGCCUGUUUGAUUCCCCUGCGGAGCGGUACCUGAAGGCCAGGCAGAGCGUUCAGCGCUUCACUGUUACUCAGCUUGGGCUGGCAAUAUUCUCAAAUGAAAAUUCAAACAAGUAUGUGGUGCAUUCAUACAACUUUUUUCUCUUUCCCUCAACGCUGGGAGUUACAGAUGUUGAAUUUACCCUUUCUGCAUCUAGCAUUCAGUUCCUGUCUCGUUAUGGCUUUGACUAUAAUAAGUUCCUCAAAGAUGGAAUCCCAUACAUGAAUGAGGUACAGGAGAAGAUCCUUAGCCAGCAUCUCUUGGAGGGUAGCUGGAAAGUCAGCAGUGCCCUGGACAGGGAUGUGCUGAAGAAGGCUAUUGAUGAAGUGACCUGUUGGAUAGGUGCAGCAGAGGAAGAGGAGACUAUGAUUCUGCAGGAUCUGAGUGGCUCUCAGAUGUUUGAAGUUCAGCUGGUUCUGAGACAGGCCCUCCCAAAUGUUUGGACACAGCCUCUUGGAGACAAGGUAAUGGUGAAAAAAGUGAGUCCACAGCAUCGUCAGCUUCUGGAGAACUCCCCUGAUGACCAUUGCCAGAAGGAGCUCAUUCUCCUGUCUGCCCGGGGCUUCACCAACCUCUUCCAGACACUUGUUAAAGCCAAGAAGCCCCUGGUGGGACACAACAUGCUUAUGGACCUUAUGCAUCUUCAUGACAAGUUCUACAAGCCCCUUCCAGAAAGCUAUGAGGAAUUUAAAAGGAACAUUCACAACCUGUUUCCUGUCCUCAUAGACACCAAGACUGUAACAAAAUCCAUCUGGAAGAAAUGUCAGUUUCCUCCAGUAUCUAAUCUUUUGGAGGUAUAUGCAGCUUUGUGCAGCAGCAAAGAUCCCAAAGAUCCAACGUGCCCCGUGAUAGCUCUUGCAAGUGACUGCUCAAAAUAUGCUGAGAAGAAAUCUCCUCACGAGGCGGGCUAUGACGCAUUUCUCUGUGGGUCAGUUCUUCUGAAAUCAGCUCAUUUGCUACUGUGCAGAUUUACAGAUGAUGCAGUGGAGGCUGAUCCUUCUUUCUCUCAGUAUCUCACCGUGUUAGCCGAGUAUCUGAACAAAGUGAAUUUCAUCCGAGGUGGUGUUUCAAGCAUUAAUUUUUCUGGGGAAGAUGCUCCCUGCCGACAUCCCCCUCUCUUGGUUGUCCAUGUCCAAGGCUGGCCAGGGCUGAAUGAAAGGCAGAUUUACCAAGAGUUUAAAGCUCUUUGUCGCUUUGAUGUCAGACGGCUUUCAAAGAACCAGUUCAUUCUGCUGUCCAAUAAAUUUAAGCAUGUCAGGCUUGUUCUGCGAGAUUAUAAGCAUCACCCUCAUCUGCGGAUUUCUGUCUAUCGCCACUGGAGACACUCUCCACACGUGAACUGCCUGCUGCAAGUCUCUAGUAUUGUGGCACUGUGGUCUCUCUUGGCCUUUGUACUCGGAGGAGCUCCUUGCUGUUCAUUCUAAAGGACUGCCUUACAGAUGAGACAUGAGGAAUGCAGAUCUUACUUUUUGUAUUCGUCUAUGUUUUGUUUUGUUUCAUUUCAUUCAAUAAAUUAUGAAGGAAAAAAAAAAGCUAUGAAUAGUGUUUUUAAAUGCUUUCUUGGAAAUGUGUUUUUUUAAAGAGGAUGUGUUGGUUUCCAAUUUGUGGUGUUUUGUAAUCUCUUCAAAGCAUAGUCCCCUCCUGAAGAGGGAGAGAUGGCUCUUUCAAUGCCUAAUUUACUUUGAUCCUCUCUUGGUUCCUCACAGCGAUUCAUAACGCCCUGUUUGUUCCCAGUGCUUGUGCUGCUGCAUAACACACAUUUCUGAUGAAGUUCGGGAAACUAUGAAAUGAAAGAGGCUAUUUUCAGCUUCAGUUGUAGAGCAGGGGAAACAUCACUGUUUACCAAAUGAAAAUGGGCAGAGUUGAUGGAGAAACCACUAUUGGGGCUCAUGAAGGAUUCUGGGGAAUAGUAAAUAAUUUGCAGUGCUAUCAGUGUCAGGCAGUGGUAUUUUCAGUGGCAGUGGAGCUGAGGAUAGACACAGAUAAGCAGAAUUUAUCAGCUUCCAAUUUGUAGAAUACACACAGGUCAGGUGAGUUGGCAUGCAUUUCUGUUUGCUUCUAGCGCACAGCAUGUGAGCAGUCCUUUAUCCAAAAAUAUCAUAAGACAUGCUUUGUUGAUCAUUUUCUCUGAUAUAGCUAGAGUAUUUGUCAGUCCAGGGACUGUGGUCUUCAGAAAUUUUU